AUGAACAAAGUGCAAUUGCAAUUUAUCGAUUAUUCUUCUUUCAAAGACAUAAAUACGUUAAAUAAUGGAAUGCUCAAAGCGUUUUUGAGGAAUGCGAACGCUCAUGUGAUAUUAAAGAAGCUAAAGUUACUUCAUCAAUUGAGUUAUCAUCAAAACAUUCUAACAAUCUUUGGGUACAGCAGAGAAGCUGAUGACGGAGAUUAUUUGUUGGUAAUGGAAUUUGCCAACGGAGGAGACCUACGACAAUAUUUAAAAGAGAAACACCAGAAACUCACUUGGCAUGAUAAAAUGAGGUUGGCGAUCGACAUAACAAAUGGUCUACAGUGCAUACACAGCCAUGGCAUCGUGCACACGUCCCUGCAUCCACAUAACGUGCUGGUUCAUAAUGGUAGAAUGGUAAUAGGUGACUUGGGACUUUCAAAAACGAUGGAUGCUUCAAUACCAGAAAACAUCGAAAUUUUGCCCUACAUUGAGCCUAAUGUUCUAGCCAAUCCGUCUUAUCCACGUGACAAAAGAUCAGACAUAUAUAGUUUAGGAUUAUUAAUGUAUGAAAUAUCAAGCGAGAGAGCUCCUUUCUCUUCGUUUCGUCAUAAUUUUGAAGUGGCCAAAAAAAUUUUAUCGGGAUCAAGAGACAAACCUAUCCUAGGCACACCCAUAGAGUACAUCGAUUUAUAUGAACAAUGUUGGGACAAUGAUCCCAUGGCAAGACCGACCGUCGACGGUGUAUUGUCCAUAUUGGGCAGGAUGAAUUUGACUCCGGUGUACGAUGAAGAUUUUGAGAUGACGACUUUCAAUGGGAAUUAUUUAAAAGGCGUCGAGAGAAAGGAUGUAAAAGUGAAAUUUGAAAAUUCAAUUAGUAUCGAAGUUCACCCGAACGAGGCCAAUAAUGUCGUUUCCACGUCAUCGAAGAAUCUUAAUUCGGUCUCGAAAAAAUCUGGUGGCGGAGUUGAUAGCGGGUUCAGUGAGGAGGUACGAGCAGAUGGGAGAAGAAUCGCGAAUAAAGAAGGAAAGGAGAUGCAAAUUAUUUCCAUGUCUCCCAAGAUGUAG
Messenger RNA from Funneliformis mosseae, 1047 nucleotides. The record is from the annotation of a GenBank genome assembly. NCBI's taxonomy places the organism in Eukaryota, Fungi, Glomeromycota, Glomeromycetes, Glomerales, Glomeraceae.